UCAGAAUUUCUUCGUGCUUGUUAUUCAUGGCUUCUUCAUCAUGUGUGUCUUGCGGUUCGUUGUAUGACGUCUUCCUGAGCUUCCGUGGAGAAGACGUGCGCAAAGGGUUUCUUAGCCACGUUGUGAAAGAGUUCAAAAGCAAGGGGAUCGAAACGUUCAUUGAUAACGAGAUGGAGCGUGGCAAAUCUGUCGGUCCCACGCUUGUAGGAGCGAUCAGACAAUCAAAGGUCGCCAUUGUUUUGCUCUCCCCUAACUACGCUUCUUCAAGCUGGUGUUUGGAUGAGUUAGUGGAGAUCAUGAAGUGCAGGGAGGAGGGUCAACAAAGAGUGAUAACCGUUUUCUACCAAGUGGAUCCAUCAGAUGUUAGGAAGCAGACCGGAGAUUUCGGACAAGCUUUCGAUGAGACCUGUGUGGGGAAAACAGAAGAGGUGACGCAUGUAUGGAUGCAAGCUCUGAAGGAAGUCGCGGGUAUAGCUGGUUAUGCCUCUAGCAACUGGGGGAGUGAAGCUGAUUUGAUCAACGACCUUGCCACAAAUAUUAUGGGUUUGUUGGCUUUGACACCAUCAAAUGAGUUCGAUGACUUUGUUGGCAUAGAACCUCGUGUCACGGAGAUGAAAACGAUGUUGAGCCUACAAACAAAAGAAGUUAAGGUGAUUGGGAUUUGGGGUCCUGCCGGGAUUGGUAAGACGACCGCCGCCAGAGUUUUAUACGACCAAGUCUCUCCUAAAUUUCAGCUCAGCACGUUUUUGGAGAAUAUCAAAGGAAGUUUUGAGAGGCCUUGUGGUAGUAACGACCGUCAGUUGAAGUUGAGGUUUCAGGAAAAGUUGUUGUCUCAAAUUUUCAACCAAAAGGAUAUCGUGGUUGGUCACUUGGGAGUGGCUCCACAAAAGCUGAGUGACAAAAAAGUGUUGGUUGUUCUUGAUGAAGUGGAUAGCUGGUGGCAACUAGAGGAAAUGGCAAAAAGAGAAUGGUUUGGUCCCGGAAGUAUGGUUAUCAUUACAACCGAAGAUAGAAAACUUCUCAAAGCACUUGGACUCGAGGCCAAUCAAAUCUACGAGAUGAAACUUUCCUUGGAUUUGGUAAUCGACAUAAACAUAGAAGCACACAAUGAAACUGAAGAAGGAAAAGAAUCAGGACGUGAUGAGGAUGCAGAGAUGAGGAGCAGGAAAAGAAUGAGGUUUGGGAACUCGAUCAUCUGGCGAUUAAAAGCUUAAAUUAUCUGAUGAAGCAUGUAAAAUCUUGAAUUCUCUGAGGGAAGUUGAAUCGAAGUUACCGGACUCUGAUACUUCUUCGUCUUCUCGAGCUUCUGUGCUCGAAGUGCCAAAAGAGUUUAAGUGUAUGUUCUCGCAUGCGAUCAUGAGCGAACCUAUAGUCAC
This is a messenger RNA of Brassica oleracea var. oleracea, 1376 nucleotides long. Its product is annotated as disease resistance protein TAO1-like. NCBI's taxonomy places the organism in Eukaryota, Viridiplantae, Streptophyta, Magnoliopsida, Brassicales, Brassicaceae. The record is from RefSeq and is a predicted model, not a curated record. The transcript has 4 exons. The coding region runs from base 27 to 1214 and encodes 395 amino acids. Gene Ontology annotation, biological process: defense response; signal transduction.